Messenger RNA from Ostrinia furnacalis (Asian corn borer), 3284 nucleotides. RefSeq names its product gametocyte-specific factor 1 (gene Gtsf1). The transcript has 4 exons. The record is from RefSeq and is a predicted model, not a curated record. NCBI's taxonomy places the organism in Eukaryota, Metazoa, Arthropoda, Insecta, Lepidoptera, Crambidae. Bases 139 to 588 code for a protein of 149 amino acids.
CGCAAAUCACGUCAAAGUUUUUCAUUCUUUCAUUCCUCUCUUUUUGACUUUGCAAACUUGAAUUUUGCGUUUGCUGCACAGAAUUAUUGCCAAUAAAAUCAAUCUACAUCACCGGAGUUGAAACUAAAAUAUCUAAUCAUGGCGGCCCCGUCCCCCAACCAGAUGAUCACCUGUCCAUACAACAAGGCUCACCAGGUCGAGCACUAUCGGAUGCACAUCCACCUCCAGAAGUGUAGGAAGCAGCACCCCAACUGCAAUAAGGUCAUCUGCCCGUUCGAUUCCACGCACGUGGUCAACGACGUGGAGUUGGAUUUCCACAUAUCCUCGUGCCCGAAGCGCAUCCUGCUGGACGCACAGCUAUAUGUGACCGAUGACGACGCCAAGCCGGCCGUGGAGGUCCAGACUUCGCUGCCGUCCACUUCCGCUGAAGAAGAGAACUGGGACGAUGAGGUCACAACCGGCUACAAGCCCGAUCCGUCCAAGAAGGGUGCUCACAUCAUCACUAAGAUCAAAGGCGCUACGCCCUCCGAACGCAGGAAAGCCCGUAUGGAAGGAGUUAAGAACUACAAGCCUCCGGAAGAUCAGUAAAUGUAACGGUUAGGUUACAAAUCGACGGCUAAAAGUGAAACAAGCUACGUUUGGUCAAUGCAACAUAUUUAUUACAGGUGUAGUACAUAAUUGAGUUACGGGAAUUAACGGACGUUACGGGUAUGGGAGCGGAGGGGUGAUAGCAGAGUAAAUACAAAUGAGUAGGUCAUCUUCAUAGAAACGCCCGAGCGCGGUUUGUAUGUGAGCGCGCCAAUAGGUAUGCGGCGCGCACGCACACACUGACAAAAUUUAGCGUGGAUUAGCGGUGAGGUGCGUUCUGAAGUCUCGCUGACGAUUGACGUCACAAAAACCCUCCCUAUCCCAUACCUGAGGCACUUACUUAUGUAUGCGCUACAUCUGUACAUAUUUCUGUCAUCUUAAUGUUUAGAUUCAAUUCAAAAUAUUGGUGUGUAGGCCAUUUUAGGGCAUGGUGUUAAUGUUUAAUUACAAUAAUAUUGAUGUUCUAUUGGGUGUCUAUCCUACCAUAAUUUCGGGACUAUAGUCGCCGAGCACGUAGAAUCUCGUCCAAUGACCCCAAGCUACCCAUCCUUAUCGCUCACGCGUAAUUAUAUUGCUGUCGCGACUGUGCGAUGGACGGCCGCGUGAGUGUGCGAGAGGGUAGCUUGGGGUCAUUGGACGAAAUUCUACGUGCUUGGUAAUCGGGCUUUACUACAGUGAUGUUUAGAUUCAAUUCAAAUUAUUGGUGUGUAGGUGUUAAAAUAUUGAUGUUCUAUUAUGUGUAAUAAGUAUUCCAAUCUCUGGUAGUCUUAUAAUAUUCGCAAAUCAGAAAAAUAGUCAAGCCGAAGGAUUCCCCGAGUUGAAUUUGAACUUAUAUUUUGUUUCUUCUGUUAAAUUUUCUUCCAUUCACAUUUUUACUCAGUAUACUGUUCUUUAUGUGUUUGAUUGUAUGUUUGUUUCACUUUUAGCCGUUUUUAGGUUGUUGUACUAAAUGAACAAUGUUGUGAUAAUAUAAUUUAAUAUUACAUAAGAAGCUCGACUGUUCUUUAGUUACCACUAAGUUUUGUUACAUUAUAAUUUUUACAAUAAUUAUUGGAAGAAUUUCCCAUGUAUUUUUAAUUAAUUGAAUUACAGUAGAUAUUAUAAAAUAUCAUUCAAUUUUGACGUACUUAAUGCUCUGCUGACUUGGCUAUCCGGUGAAAAAUGUCGCAGCGGGUUCAAUCAGUCGAUAAAAUCCAGUUGGCGCCACUAUCGAGUUUUUCGUUGAAGGCGCCAACUCGCGAGCAAUAAUUAUGUAAGAAACCUAACAUUUUCGCACUUGUUUGGCCACUUGCGAAUGCUUGGCGCCACUAUCGAGGCGCUAUCUCGUGAGGGCUUAUUAUGUAAGAGAGCUGACAUCUUCGCAUCUCUUUUGCCAGUUGACGCCACUGUUCCAUUUCUCAUAUUGGCGCCAGUUAGCAGUCCUGGCCUAUUGCUCAUUUGCCAAUUGGCGCCAGUGUUAAAGGCGCCAACUCGUAAGCACUAAUGACUUGAUUAUUCAACUGGCUGAUUGAACUUAGCUGCGACGUAUUUUUUUUGUUUUGAAUUGUUUGGGAAAUUCUUUCAAAAUAAAAUGGUUCUAUGGUGCUAUCCUAGGUACUAUUUUAGCACCAUUUCUCUUCCUUAUAGUGUACAGUCAACAUUACUUUUAAGUUGCAAAAGACAACCUAUUUCAACGAUGUAAGAUGCAUUUCGUUUGGCUUGGUGUGCAGCAGGAUAUGACUUAUAUUCUCAAUAGAUUUAUUUCAUUAGGUUAUAAGUUAAAAAUCGCUUCAGAAGAUAUAGCAACCUAUCAUAAAAUGAACCUACUUUUUGUAAGUUUCAAAAUUAAUUUGACAGUUGUCAAUUUGUUGCUAAAAGUAUAUCAAAUUAAGGUUGAUUUUUAACUAAAAAAAGAUAGUAGUCAUCCGAGGGAAAUACAGGUUUUUGACAUUAUUAUAGUUAUAAUGCUUUGUAUGUUUGUGCAAUGUAGGAUUUCUGUGAAAUUGUUAAGAAUUUUUAUAGAUGUACCUAUAGGGUCACCUUGUAUGCUUUUAAUUUUUAAAGCAUUCAUUUUCGUAAGUUUUGAGUAAUUAAUGCCCGUUUUUACCAUCAAUCCCUAAUUUUUAAGUGAUCCCUAUGAAAACCAAAUUCUUGUUAUGGGUUACCAUAGGGGUCACUUAAAAUUAGGGAUUGAUGAUGAAAACGGGCAUGUCUACCAAAGUCCAACUAUCUUUAAAAUCCAAAAUUAUUUUACAUAAGGUACUUACUAAUUGUAUUACAUUAUGUAUAUUACAAGUGCCAUAUCUCUAAAAAACACUAUUUUUGGAACGUCCUGUAUAUUUCGUAAGCUCUAAAAUUAGACUUGUGGGUACAAUUUAUAUUCUUUAUUAUUGCUUAUAAACUUACUAAAUGAUUGAAAAACUAAGAGCCAUAUAAAAAAGAUAAUGGAAAACAAGCUUCGCAUUAUUUUUGUAUUUUUUUCAACGAUGAUAAUUUUAUUAGCAUUUAAUUUCGCAUUUACAGGUAAUGCAUACUGAUGUAUUAUUUAUUAAUAAUCUCAAAGUCCGGUCGCCGAGCACGUAGAAUUUCGUCCAAUGACCCCAAGCUAUACCAGCAAUGUAACGCGCGAGCGAUAAGGAUGAGUAGCUUGGGGUCAUUGGACGAAAUUCUACGUGCUCGGCGACCGGACUAUAGAUGUCUUAGAAUAUUUGCAAUGU